GAGAGAGAGAGAGAGGCGGUACGAUUUAAGGAGAUAGAGAGCAGUGUACAGAGAGAGGGAGAGGUAGUGCAACACUGAGUGGGUUGAUUAGAAUCAAAACAGGUAGUCGCAGCAAGCAGCUGAGCAGUUGCAAUAAUAGUCAGCCAGGCAGUCGGUCGGUCUCAAUAGGCAUGCGAAUCAUUAAACGAAUCAUUUGACUGCAACAACAACAGACAGUGGAACGAAUAUGACCACCUCAACGCCCAGCAGCAGCAAUAGCACCACCAACCCCACCACCACCAAUAACACCACCAGCAGCAGCAGCAGCAACAACAACGACAGCAACAAUCGACAAGGCGACGUCGAGCGAGCAACCUCAGCGGCAACUUUGUACAACAGCAACAGCCCGACAGCAACAUCAGCAACCAUAGGAUCAACAAAUCGUGUCAUGCAAGCGGACGAGGAUUUCAACAUACGAUUCGUUAAUUUGGUGCGCACGUAUCGCUGUCUGUACGACAAGAAAGUGCCGGAGUAUCGCAACAGAGACAACCAGGAGAAAGCCUGGGCCCUUAUAUCAAAGGAGACGCGUGAGAGUGUUAUUCACUGCAAGGAGAGAUGGAGGAAUCUGCGUGCGUGCCUCUCGCGCUACAUCAAACAGCAGAGCGGCUCCGAGCCGCAGCAUAAACCUUAUUAUCUGACCGAGCACAUGGCGUUCCUGCUGCCGUUCCUCAAGUCCUCGCGUAAUUCACUGGAUGGCAAUAAUAGUUUGGCUUCGCUCUACCAGUUCUCCCAGCAGCAUCUGCAUCUGCAUCAGCAACAGCAGCAUCAGCAGGAACAUUUGUACUGCAACAACAACAACAACAACCACAGUGUACUAAAUGAAUCUUUGGAGCUUAAGCAGUCGCUAUCUGAAAACGACGAUGAGGAAACAAUUGAUGCUUUUGAUCCUGCCAUAGCCGCAACACUGGGUCUGCAGCGCGCUGCACCUACACCCGGAUCCAAUGUUAUGGCAGUUCCCAGCUCGCCAGCCCACAGCGAGACGGCUAGCGCCAAUAGCCUUCAGAAUUUCAUACCGGACGUGCAGCUGGCAGAGUCCGGCCCGGAUUUGGUAUACAACGAUGCUUCCUCCACACCAGUGCAUCAUCAGCCGCCACAUUCCCACAACCAUGCGCUGCACGGCUAUCACCAUAAAUUCCAACAGCUCCAACAGCAGCAGCAGCAGCUCCAACAGCAGCAGCAGCAGCAGCAGCAGGCGGCGCACUUCGAGCAAAGCGAUGCCAAGAGAAUCAAAACCGAGUGCGAGGCCACCACGACGAGCAGUGGCGUCGCUUACUUUGGCGGGCUCAGCGUCUCAGAGCACACGGACAUGGAGUUCUUUCGCAGCAUUCUGCCGGACAUCGCAGCACUGACGCCGCAGCAGCGUCGCAAGUUCAAAAUUGGCAUUCUUGAGCUCAUAGACGAGGUCGUAGAGCGCUACCCAUCCCAGGAGCGUUACAGUGGCGGUGUGCUCAACGGCAGUGGUGGCACCAGCAGCGGCAGUGUUGUUGGCGCUGGCGGUGGAGGUGGCAGUGCCUCAGCAAGCAACAGUGCUUCCGGGAGGCAGCAGCGUCGCAAUUCUGGACGGGAUUGGCGCAAGUAAACAAAAAUCCUUAUAUCUAAAUAUAAGAAGUAUAGUUAGGUAUUCCAUAAAUGGUUGAUGCCAAGAGUUGAGAAGCUUAAGCUUGGAAAGCCAAGAAUAAUAGCAAAGCAAAUACCGAAAUGAAAAAAAAUGAUUAUUUUUAAAAUUGGAUUAUUUUUUAGAGAAAAGCCCAAGCUCAAGUGAAUACUGCCUUGAUUGGCUACUCACAUUUCAAAAUUUCUGAGGGUUUAUUCCUUUGAAGCAAAUAUUUAUAUGAAUGGUAGAGUUCUCCAAUACUUAUUAUCCUCAAAUAGGCAAAUCAAAAAUUGCCAUAAUUUUUCAAUUCAAGUAACGAAAUUUAACCUUUUUAAGACAUCUAGGACUUGAUUUUAUGUUUUUCGAAGUCUGAGUGGAAAUAACUUAAUUUUCAAAAACUCAAUGUGAUCGUCACUUGAAAAAUGAAAAUUCUGUUAAAAACGCGUUACUUUCUUCUGCUUUCCAUAAUUAGCUUCACAACUCUUGAGCUAUUCGCCGUUCAGUGUCCAUGUGUCGUGUGCUCAAUGUGUUAUUUCUAAAUAUUAAUUACCUAAAAUGCGGCAGCUGAUGCCGCAGGCUGUUGGCUGCUGUAAUGCUAACUGUUGUUUAUAUAGAGAAUUUAAUAUGUAAGCAGCUUUGUAUAUAGAAAUGGAUGUUAUGCAUAGUGCGUAAUUAGGCUUAGCUAUAAGAUUGAUGUACAAAAUCGUUGCAGAUUAGACUUAGGCAAUCAGGAGCGAGAAAUUCCUAAGCUCGCAAAACAGUCGUGUCAAAGAAAUAAAUGAAUGUAUGAAAAUAUUA
Messenger RNA from Drosophila montana, 2431 nucleotides. RefSeq names its product brickwall (gene brwl). The coding region runs from base 227 to 1618 and encodes 463 amino acids. Gene Ontology annotation, molecular function: DNA binding. Gene Ontology annotation, biological process: regulation of transcription by RNA polymerase II. The record is from RefSeq and is a predicted model, not a curated record. Gene Ontology annotation, cellular component: transcription regulator complex; nucleus. The transcript is spliced from 4 exons. NCBI's taxonomy places the organism in Eukaryota, Metazoa, Arthropoda, Insecta, Diptera, Drosophilidae.